CGGCGCUCCAGCGCGCCGUCAGCUCCGUGUUCUACGAUAGUUGCACUUUCCGUGUGCUUUCGGGAGCAGACGCCGAGAAGAGGGCCUGCAGGGACGGCCCAGGGCUGGGGAGGAAGAGCCACGCGAGCGCCUGACCUGCGCGGGUGAAGAGGGCUGCUCCGGUGGACCGGCCGUCCCGGCCACGGCAUGCUCGGGGCCCGGCGCCUCCUGGGCGCCCUGCGCCUCUGCUCCUCCGUUUCUUGCCCCAGGCCCCGCGCGUCUGUGAGACUGCGCGUACGGGACGCCCUCGGGGUGCAGGACGCGAGUGGGGAGCGCGUCACGGUGCAGGGAUGGGUCCGCUCCGUGAGGUCCCAGAAGGAAGUUCUGUUCCUGCAUGUCAAUGACGGAUCCUCUCUGGAAAGCCUUCAGGUUGUUGCCGAUUCAAGCUUUGACAGCAGAGAAUUGACUUUUGGGAGUUCCGUGCAAGUCCAAGGGCAGCUGGUCAAAAGUCUAUCCAAAAGGCAGAAUGUGGAACUGAAAGCAGAAAAAAUUGAGGUUAUUGGAAGUUGUGAAGCCAAGGCGUUUCCUAUAAAAUACAAGGAGCGGCAUCCCCUGGAGUACCUGAGACAGUACCCUCACCUGCGGUGUAGGACGAACACUCUGGGUUCCAUACUGCGGGUCCGCAGUGAAGCCACGGCUGCUAUUCAUUCCUACUUUAAGGACAAUGGCUUCGUGCACAUUCACACCCCGGUCAUCACGUCCAACGACUGUGAAGGUGCUGGAGAGCUUUUCCAAGUGGAGCCUUCCAGCAAAAUGAAGGUGCCCGAGGAGAAUUUCUUCAAUGUUCCUGCUUUCUUAACUGUCUCGGGACAGCUUCACCUAGAAGUGAUGUCAGGAGCUUUUGCCCAAGUAUUUACCUUUGGCCCAACAUUCCGAGCCGAGAAUUCUCAGAGCCGGAGACACCUGGCUGAAUUUUAUAUGGUUGAAGCAGAGAUUGCUUUUAUUGACAGCCUUCAGGAUCUCAUGCAGGUGAUGGAAGAACUCUUCAAGGCCACCACGGAGAUGGUUCUCGCAAACUGUCCUGAAGACGUCGCACUGUGUCACAGGUUCAUAGCUCCUGGCCAGAAGGACAGACUAGAACAUAUGCUGAAAAACAACUUCCUAAUCAUCUCUUACACGGAGGCAGUUGAGAUCCUAAAGCAAGCAUCCCAGAACUUCACCUUUACACCCAAGUGGGGUGAGGAUCUGCACACGGAACACGAGAAGUACCUGGUGAGACACUGCGGCGGCACGCCAGUCUUCGUCGUUAACUACCCGUGCGCACUCAAGCCUUUCUACAUGCGGGAUAACGAAGAUGGCCCUCAGCAGACGGUCGCCGCUGUGGAUCUUCUGGUUCCUGGAGUUGGGGAGCUCUUUGGAGGAAGCCUCAGGGAGGAACGGUACCACAUCCUGGAGCAGCGACUGGCCAGAUCAGGACUUGCGGAAGCCUACCGGUGGUACCUGGACCUUCGCCAGUUUGGAUCUGUGCCGCAUGGAGGCUUUGGGAUGGGAUUUGAACGCUACUUACAAUGCAUCCUGGGAGUUGACAAUAUCAAAGAUGUUAUCCCUUUUCCAAGAUUUACUCAUUCGUGCCUUCUGUAGCCGAAAGGAAAAAGACUUGUAAAAACUCUGCCCUUGAAUAUACAUAUAGAAGACAGGUGGUGUGUGUUUUAGAGACGUGGAUUCCAGUGCACAGCUCUUGUGCUACGAGGUGUAAUGUAUGGAAAUCAGAAAUGGCCUUGAUUUUCUUAAAGGCCAAAGGCUUUUCACAGACUGUAAUAAACUCUCCCAAGAAGAAAUCCUCAGAACAACUGGACUUCUGAGUCUGUUACCUCAGUUAAGAGGGGAAAGAAGUAGCUGGGCCUGUUGUCCAGCUGCUGGAGGAGCUGGCGCAGGAGAGUGACUUGGGCCUGGAGACAUCUCAACAAGAAGAGGAGAGACGCUGAAAAUAAGGCCUCAGAGUUCCUCCUGGACUCCAGGACAGAAUGGUAAUGUUUCACCUUGCUUUGGCUUUUAUCAGUAGCUCACUUCCCUUUGUAUUUUUUUUAAACAACUAGUGGCCAAAAGUAAGAUAAUGUUGGCUCUUCCGCCCCUGCCAUCUCAGCUGCAAUAAAUGUCCACCUAUUCUCCGUGCUUUA
This is a messenger RNA of Microtus ochrogaster (prairie vole), 2156 nucleotides long. RefSeq names its product asparaginyl-tRNA synthetase 2, mitochondrial (gene Nars2). Gene Ontology annotation, biological process: asparaginyl-tRNA aminoacylation. The record is from RefSeq and is a predicted model, not a curated record. Gene Ontology annotation, cellular component: mitochondrion. Gene Ontology annotation, molecular function: nucleic acid binding; ATP binding; asparagine-tRNA ligase activity. Lineage: Eukaryota; Metazoa; Chordata; Mammalia; Rodentia; Cricetidae.